This is a messenger RNA of Drosophila santomea, 2228 nucleotides long. RefSeq lists its product as uncharacterized. Lineage: Eukaryota; Metazoa; Arthropoda; Insecta; Diptera; Drosophilidae. The transcript has 5 exons. The coding region runs from base 108 to 1571 and encodes 487 amino acids. The record is from RefSeq and is a predicted model, not a curated record.
GAAUUGUCCUCGCAGGCUCACGCAGUGCGACAAAAGCCGCCCGCAGCGCUUUUUAUAUGCGCACAUAAUUCAGAGCGUCGGCCAGUAACACCCGCUGCCAAAAGUUAAUGCCCAAAAGCGCCACCGCCACAAUGAUAACCAACAAUAAUUUGGAUUAUGACCAGGCCAGCGCCAGCAGCACAAUAAUAACAGGAGCUACAACGACCACCGCAGGCACAGUCGCCACAUCAUCGGUGGCCAUGAGCAACUGCGUCAGCAACAGCAACAGCAACAGCAAUGGCAGCACCAGCAGCAGCAGCAACUCCUCGCCCACGGCGGACAACUCCAAUUCAAAUUCCAAUUCCAAUUCCAACUCCAGUUCGAAUUCAAACGCAAAUAUAAAUCGGAAUUUGCAUCAGCACACCAACUCGAACUCGAAUUCAAAUUCGUAUUUCAAUCGAUUCGACAAUCGCAUAGCUGCCAACUUGGCGGCCGUUUUAACCGGCGCAGGUGCCCGUUUUCGAUCCUCAUCCUGCAGCAAUCGGCAGCCAGCUGGAGCGGCUAAUUCGGCCAUGUUGAGAUCACCAUUGGCCACCAUUAGCCGCAGGACCAGUCUGGCCACGCCCCCUUCGCCAGCGAGUCUAGGACGACGCCGCCCACUGCAACUCUUCACGCACGCGAAUCUCAAUUGCAAUGACAACGAGAAGGUGGCCCAAACACCGAGUUCUGAUGAGGACAACUCGCCCACCGAACUAAACAGCUGCAAGCGACUGGCAGACAAGCCUCCUUUGGUCAAGCGCUUGACAAUGGGCUUGCUGCGCCAGAACGAGGAGUCACGCCCACUGGUGGGCGACAUGACCCCCUUGAGCGCGCCCCUGGACAUCCAGCCGGUGUACUCGAAUGGCUACAUCAACGAGGACUCCUACAUCGACAGCAAGUUCGGUGACUCGUGCCGCCAAUCCUUGACAGCCAUCCCGAUGCUGGACAACGUCAACCUGAACGACAACAACGAGUUUAAUCUAAAGAAGCGUUAUCUGCGGGAAACGAGCAGCGCCAAUUCCAGUCCGAAAAUCUUUGCCAAUCGCCUGCGGAUGAACCAGGGUGCCAGUGGCCAGCGGUGCAGCAGUUUGGCCAACGCCUUCGGCAAUGUGGGAUGCGAGGAGGAGGACCUGGAGCUGAAGGAUGCCUGCUGGUACCAGGCGGGCAUUUCCAGGGACAUUGCCGUCGAGGUCCUGCAGAGCAAGAGCCCAGGUGCGUUUCUCGUGCGGAAGAGCAGCUCCAAGCCAGGAUGCUAUGCACUCACACUUCGCGUACCCUCGCCACCUGGGCCGAAAAUCGCCAACUACAUUAUCCUAAGAUCCCCAAGGGGCUACAAAAUCAAGGGCUUUCGCAAGGAGUUCUCCAGCCUGAAAGCACUGAUCACCCAUCACUCGGUGAUGCCCGAACUGCUGCCCGUCCCACUGGCCAUGCCCCGUCCCACCAAUAUGUCAUCCUCGCGGCGGAAUCUCGACGACUUUGAUACCUAUGACUCGCUGCAGAUGCUGCUGAAGUAUCUGCGUGCCAAGAACAUGGAGACGGAGCAGCAGCAGUAGCUAAUGGAGGAAAUCGAUCAACUGGUUGCGCAAAAUUACAUUUAAGUUAUGGUGCGUGCAAAAUAGUUUUGCUUGAAUCGAACCGAUACCGAGAAAAUGUGAUACUCUAUGAAAAAGAAAAACACAGACACUGCAAAUGAAACGCCUAGCUGAUAAAUGGUGAAAGUAUCUCUAGUUUAGUUUAGUUCGGGUUUUGGUUGUUCCCGCUUUUUUGGUUAAGUGUAUCCCAAAAAAUGCAUAGAAAAGUGCGUAAAGUAUUCAAUGGUUAUUCAAACAUUUGAGUGGAAAUUAUAAAUUGUCAUUGCCGAAUUUGAAUAAUUGUUAUAAAUAAAAAUUAACUUAUUCAAUUGGUCGGUCAGUCAGAAUGUUUACUUUUCAAUUUCCUUUGAGCACUUUCAACUGCAAGCCUAUAAAAAUAUUUAAAAAAAUUAUAUAAUAUUCCAAGUACGGAAAAGCUCUAUGUUAAAUGUUGUUGCUGCUUCCCACUGUUACGCAUAAAUAAAUAUAUACCAAAUUGAAAUGCAUAUUUAAAUGUAAGCAAAACAGACACGAACCAAAAAUGUAAAUAAUUCACUACCGUAACAUAAUUGAGUAAAUAAAGUUGUUUAAUUUAUAAUAAAAAAACCAAAAAAAAAGUAAGCGAGAAAAAAUAAAAAG